GCUAGUCUGUUGUCGAGUUGACACCCUCCCAAAACCUCGGCAGCAGCUAAGCUGCACAGUCGACAUGGCAAGAAAAUAUCGCAACUAUUUCCUAAAGAAAGAUGAAGAUCUUCCAAGUCUUUUGGAAUGAUAUUCAUCACGCGAUGUGAUCCAAAAUCCACAAUGUGUGAGGACAUUUAAGAACAAUUGAGUUCGGAAGAAAAAAUCUUGAUUCCAGUGGAAUCUUCCAUAUAUAUAUAUUAUUAUUAUUAUUAGAUUUUUUUCUGUGUUAAAGCUUACAUAUAUUUACACACCCUCGUCCCAUCAACAUAUAACCAUGCCAGUGCAAGCACCACAAUGGACCGAGUUCCUGCUGUGCCCAAUCUGCACACAGACAUUUGAGGAGACUGUUCGCAGGCCCAUCAGCUUGGGCUGUGGACAUACUGUCUGCAAGAUGUGCCUGAACAAGUUGCACCGAAAGGCCUGUCCCUUUGACCAGACAGCCAUUAGUACAGACAUUGAGCAGCUACCUGUCAACACAGCCCUGUUGCAGCUGGUGGGAGGCCAGGUUCCUAAGGCUCAGCCAGUUGCCUUGAUUACCAGUCCAGAGGACUCGCAGCAUUAUGAGGAGGCCAGGCAGUGUGUGGAGGAGCUGGCCCUCUACCUCAAACCUCUCAGUAACACCAGAGGUGUGGGUCUGAGCAGCACGGCCCAGAGCAUGCUGAGUCGACCCAUGCAGAGGAAACUAGUAACUCUGGUCCACUGCCAGCUGGUGGAGGAGGAGGGCCGAGUGAGAGCCAUGAGAGCUGCCCGCUCUCUGGGUGAGCGAACCGUCACAGAACUCAUCUUGCAGCACCAGAAUCCACAGCAGCUCUCCUCCAAUCUGUGGGCCGCCGUGCGUGCGCGAGGAUGUCAGUUUCUAGGCCCAGCCAUGCAGGAGGAAGCUCUAAAGUUGGUCCUUCUCGCUCUAGAGGAUGGCUCUGCACUGUCCAGGAAGGUGUUGGUUCUUUUUGUAGUCCAGAGGCUUGAGCCACGCUUCCCACAGGCCUCUAAGACUAGCAUAGGCCAUGUGGUGCAGCUCCUCUACCGGGCCUCCUGCUUCAAGGUGACCAAACGUGAUGAAGACUCAUCCCUGAUGCAGCUGAAAGAGGAGUUCCGUACUUAUGAGGCUCUGCGGCGUGAGCACGACUCUCAGAUAGUUCAGAUUGCCAUGGAGGGUGGGCUGCGCAUCGCACCUGACCAGUGGUCCUCUCUGUUAUAUGGAGAUCAAUCUCACAAGUCACACAUGCAGUCUAUCAUAGAUAAGCUGCAGACCCCAGCGUCUUUUGCUCAGAGUGUCCAGGAGCUGACGAUUGCGCUACAGAGGACUGGAGACCCAGCCAACCUCAACAGGCUGCGGCCCCACCUAGAACUACUGGCCAACAUUGAUCCAAGUCCUGAUGCUCCCCCUCCCACAUGGGAGCAGCUUGAGAAAGGGUUAGUAGCAGUCAAAACAGUGGUGCAUGGCCUGGUGGACUUCAUCCAGAACCACAGCAAGAAGGGAGCUGACCCUCAACAGCCUCCUCAGCACAGCAAGUACAAGACAUACAUGUGUCGUGACAUGAAGCAGAAGGGAGGCUGUCCUCGUGGAGCCAGCUGCACCUUUGCUCAUUCUCAGGAAGAACUGGAGAAGUAUCGUAAGAUGAAUAAGCGUCUGGCAGCUCGCCUCCCUGGCUCUGGAGGGCUCAUGCCAGAUGAGGGCCUUCCUCUUGAUGUAGCAGUGACCCGAAAGCCUUCACCCCUCACAAACGGCAGUGGUGGACCCUCUUUGCCCCAGCUCAUUGCCCGCGGCACCGACACAGUCCCAUAUGAACUGUUGCGCAAACCCAUGAAGAUGGACGGAGGGAGUCCCAGUGCCCCAGGAUCACCUCCUGAUCCCCUGGACCCUGUGCUGACCAAACCUGGUAUGCCUUUGCCACCUCAUGCCAUGGCCCACCCAAGGAUGCCAGUGGACCACCUCUCUGGGGUGAAGCACAUGCCUGUGGUAGCCAGAGGUUCACCGGUGUACCCCCAGCCACAGCUCCCUGAGAUGUGCUACGACACUCGCCCACCACCUUCUGCUUCUCAAUAUGAGCCCCCACAGUACCCCACAGGGUACCCGUACCAACAGCCACCACAGUACGUCCCUCGAGAUUACAUGCGUAACCCUCCUCCCCCCAGUGAGUCAGGACCACCUUACCAGGACCCCUACCCUGGCUACGGCCCUCCAGAGCGCUCCUACCAGGCCCCUCACUCUGGUCCACCUUUCUCUUACCCUCACCCUCCUCACCAUGACCGAGGUCGCCACGGGACCUACACUGGCCCACCACCUCCCCCACAGCCUUACCCAUCACAGAGGGAUGGCCUGGUCAGAAUGAGUCCCGCACCUCUGGAUAUUCCCCCACAAUCAGCAGGACAGGCUAACUCGCUUUACCACCAGGAGCCCAGUACCCGUGAUAGAUACCCACCAGAUGGCUACUACACACCCAGUACCCAGCCUCCACCAAUGAGGACUUACGUCAGGGGGCCAUCAUAUAGUGGUUCACAGCCCAGCCUGGACUACCUGCACCGACGUCGACAGGAGCUGUUAUCCCAGCUGGAGGAAAGGAAGGUCAUCUCCCCUCCUCCAUUCGCUGCCUCCCCCACUCUGCCUCAUCCCUUCCCCAGCGACUACCCCCCAGAGUAUGGCGAGGAGAGCUCCAAAACCAUGGUGAAAUGCAGAGAGCCUGACUAUGCAGGGCAGUACUCUCCCUGGUCUUGUGAGACCAUCGGCUCCUACAUUGGCACAAAGGACGCCAAACCCAAAGACGUUAUGGUGCCUGGUACCAUGGACAUGAUGAACGCAGAGGCUAAGGGUCUGAGGGAACCGUCUCUGGAGGCUCCUCGGAGGGGUGCAGAAGUCAAAGAUGAUGACCCCAUUAUCCCUUUUGGCCCCCAGCCCACUGUGUCGCGCUUCGGGGCCAUCUCCCGCACCUCAAAGACGGGCUACCAGACCACAGGCCCUGUGCAGGCUAUGGCAUCCACUCCCCAGAACCCAAGCUCUAAACAUAUGGCCAUGCCAGCAGAAUACACAUAUGGAAGCCAUGUAGGAUGGGGUGGAGCGUCAUACCCCUCCCACCCAACUGCCGCCUCCACUCAGGGACACUUCAGUGAGCGCCUGCCUAUGGCAGAGAGAGAGCAGUUAAAGAUUGAGCUGCAGCAGGUCAACCAGCAGAUCAACCAACAGACCCAGAUGCGAAGCAUGGAGGCUGCCAGUAACUCUUUGCUGCUGCAGCGGGAGGCCAGUGCAUUGGCGGGCCAGCCUGUGCAGCCCAGCCAGGGCCAGGCAGCAGCGGCUCAGCAGCAGCAGCAGUCACAACAGCAGCAGCAGCAACAGCCCAAGUGGCCAGCAGGGGGAGUGAGUUCAACAGCUGUCUCCAGUGAACAGCUAAGCCUGGAGCUCCACCAGGUGGAGAGAGAGAUCGGCAAGAGGACCCGAGAGAUGGCUUUGGAAAACCAAGUAGCCCAUGAUGUUCAGCAGUACAAGAUGAAACCUGCAGAGAAUGGACAACCAGAGCACAAGACUCAGCUGGAAGAAAUCUCCCUGGCUCUUGGUGAGGUGUCGAACGGCUCCAGCAGUCUGCAAGAAAGUGCAGUGGGCGGGUCCAUGCUGUCACUGACCAAUAAGACGUCUGCAUUGAGCCUGUGCUCUGACCCAGGUGCCACUGGCUCAGAAAUGCAGAAGAAUGGUGUCGUCCAUUCCUGCUCAUAGGCAGUAAACACUUACACACACACACACAUGCACACACGCACACACUCAAGAUGCUCAAUUGAAAAGCAUGCACAGGCACACAUACACCCAUUCUAUUUAGAAGAUGAGCAGUAUCUGCCGUGAUAUGAAUUUUCUUUCUUUUUGUUCUGUGAAUGAGCUUUUUUUAAUGACUUUCCUUGCCUGGAAACCAGAGCAUAUGAUAACAUUUCUCGUGUGUGUUAAUUUUUUCUUCUUCUUCUUCUUUUGUUUUGUACUGGGAUUAUAGAUUAACAAGGCUCACAAUAGAUAUAUCAGAAGAGAAAAUGGUGGUGGUGUUGACAGUUGUAUCUUCAUUGAGAAAGGACAGGCCUAUUCCAUCCUUAAUAGUCACAAAAAGUCAAGUUGUAGAUCGAUCCUUCCCGUGUGAGAUGUUUGGGUUAGUUGUGCUAGUAAACAUGCAGAUGAACGGUUAUAUACAGAGAGGCAGAUUAACAAGCACUAUCACAGUAACUUCUCUUGCAAUCUGACGAUCCACGAAGGCGUUGUACGAAACAGCAGGAGUGUGUCACUUGGUACUCAACCCCAGAAUCGUAAAAAAAAAAAAAAAAAAGUGAUUGCCCAGAUGCAGAUGGUCUGAGGAGGGAAAAGCAGUAUGAUAUUCCACCAGUAUUCAGCUGAGAUGCAAGGUGUUCAAGAAAUCCCUUUUGCAACACAUGCACGUCCUCACCUGCCACAAGAAGUAUGAUUUUAUUAGUGCAUUUUAUGAACACAUCAUAAGUCUGUUUCAUACUUGAAAGCAGUAUAUUAUAUAUUUAAUUGAAGCAUUCUGUUUUAAAGAUUGCAACAAGUCUUUUUGAUAACAAGCUUUCCACAUGUUUUCUAUAAGGGAAUCUACAGUGUGCUUCUCUCGGUUGUGGUGUGACCUGAUGUGGUUUGGUUGCAUUCAGUCCUAGCCGAUUAAGUUGUGAGAUUUUUUCACAGCACGCUCAAAAAAUUUGUGUUUUUUUUUAUUUUUUGUUUUGGGUGAAUGUACACGAUCAGGCCAAGAGAGAGUACAUCUUUCUGCCUCAGGGUUCAGGUGAACGUCUUUAUAACGUAGGGUAAAAAACAAAACGACAAAGGAUUUCUCUCCUCAGAGCUUCUCGUCUGGCCACACAAAAGGCCUCCCCAUUGGGAUUAUCUUGUCAUUUGUUCUCCUAACUUCUAUGAAGUUGCCUUCCCUUGUGUUUUUUUGUUCAAUUUUUGUUUUAUUUUUUCAUGCUUUACGUUGUUACGAUUUCGGGGGUGUGGCUUACCUAGUGAAGGCUUUAUAGAGCUUAGCUGAACGCGUGUCCUCUUCUCUAUCAUGGAUUCCAAGCAAAACAAAGACUUAUCAUUUGCAGUCUUAGAACGGAGACUGUUGUAGCGUUUUUAGCUAUGCAGUACAUUUGAAAUCAUGUUUACAGCUGAGGAAACAAGUGUUAGUAUCUGAGGGGUAACAAAACAAAGAUUCAAAACUACCUGUCCGCUGAUAGCAGAUUUGAUAAGUUAGUGUAUAUCGCAUUGAGUGUGUUUAAGCAUCUUUAUCGGUGAGUAUUACAAUAUUCUGUUCACUGUCACAUUUUCCUUCUCACACUUCGAUGUCAUCAUCACCACCAUUACCACUAAAUUUUCCUCUUUCUCCAUCAUGUUAAUUGUUUACUGCUGACGCUCUACAACAGAGCUCUUUGCCUUUUGUAAACAAUUAGCAUGAUUGGCUACAGUUUCAAAGCUCCGCUGAGAGCGAGUGAGUCCUUGUGUGCGAACGGUUGAGGGAAAGAGACGCUCUGGGUAAAGUCGUUAAACGUCGAGCCUUGGUUUCGGUCAGACGAGGGGCACUGAGACAGUUUUACAAAUCCCUGAUGACUGAUGAGUCAAAUAAAUACAGACACAAAUGUUUUGUGUCUCAUCUGGGUUGUUUGAUGAGCAUCUCUUCCAAUUUGUCAGCGCCAUGAUAGUGGAUGUUUGGGUUUUUCCUUUCCCUUUUUUUUUUUUUUUUUUUUUUGGGGUUUUAAUUUUUCCUACCACACUUCAAGCCUCUGGCUGCUCCUUGCUACAUUUAUUGUUUAGGUACACAGCUCACUUAUACAUAUGAGUAUGUAUACAUACAUUAAUAUACUAAAGCACUAUUAAUGUGCCACCUCUUAUUUUACUCGCUCAGCAUUUAUAUUAAAUGAUCUCUACUUAGAAUCAGCAAAAUGUUUUUGUUUCUUUUCGUCGUUUGAUUUGUUUUCUGUCCACUGGUUGCCAACACAGACUUUAUCCUUUCCCAGACGAAGGACCUCUGUGCGCAUUGAUGUGUGUUCACUUAAUCUUUUGUGUUCAAACAAAGAUGUUCUUUAUAGACUAUGCUUCCGAAGAAGACAAAAUUCUGUAACUUUGGAAAAUUUAUGGAGACGUUUUGUGUGUGCUAGAUUGUAUUGUAGAAAAUGUACCCUAAGUUUUUUUUUCCUCAAAGUGUGCUGUACUGGGUGAUAGUUUGGAGGUAUUACAAAAGUGUUGGGGGUUUUUUCCCACCCCUGCCCCAAAGAGGAUAUUCAGGAAGUCUCUGAUGAUAGGUUGGCCUUAAAUCCUCUUGCAGUGCUCCUUUACCAUGUCUGCUUCAGGAGCAUGAGGUGAUCUCAAAAAUACUAAUUAAAACAGAAUUGGCAUGAUUUAGAGUCAUACAGAUUGACUCUAGUAGACCCCCCCCCACACCAUGUUUUGAAAGUAGAACAGCAACAUGCAAUAAUGCAAAUCUCUGAUUUGAAUCAAAAGUGUUUUAUUUUUAAGGAAAUGUUAUUGACCUAGCUUGGUUUGUACUUCUUUUUUUCAUUCUUCUUUUUUUUUGUUUCUGCACUAGUUGAGUGAAUUUACUGACCUGCAAGUCUUACAGUCUUUAAUGCAUCAUCUGACCUGAGCUACGAGAGAAUCUGAGUGACAUUGUUCUUCUUUUAUGAAUAUUUACAACAAAUUGGCCCGCCAGCGUAAUUCUGCUGUUAUAAUGCCAUCAAUUGGCAACACAUGGUGUUCAUUCAAUAUGUUGUUUCUCACUAUCUCUACGUGCAAGUCAACCAAAACUAUCACCAUGCUGAUUCUACGUGAUAGGUCCCUGCAGGUCUGAAUGAGCCUAAAACGCCUUUAGCUUAGCAGACAUACUGACAUACAAUAACUUAUGGGGUGGUUUACUAUUAGUAAAUAGCAGAGAUGUUCAUUUCAAUCUCCUGUGUGUUUUUGUUUUCUGAGUGGAACUGCUGCCUCUACCCCUCAUUUACAUAACCAGUUAACCCCUCCACUCCCACCCUUGACCACUGAACUCUGUUACUGCUGUUUGAGGCUCACAUUUUAUUCCCUGACUUUCUGGGGAAAUUCGCAAAUGGCUAUUUUAUAUGAUUACUCCCUUGUAAAAUAUCUCUUAAAUUAAGGUACAGGUUUGAUUUCAGCAAGAAAAAAGAAGUUUUUAUAUGUAUAUUAUACUCCAUUAAGGAAUGUCUAGAAUUAUCUUCCUCCAAUGUGGAUGUAGCCAUUAUUACGCCAUUUUAUGACUUUGUAAGAGAAUUCACUGUGUGAAAAUUGGUUUGCAUUUUUGUAUAAUACAAUCUGCUUUUUUUUCGUUUGAUACGAGAGGGAGGUCAAACUGGAAGUUUGAAGAGAGAAAAAAAUGAACCUGUGAAAUUGAGAAAACAAAGUGUAACUUAUGUACAACAGUGAUUCUAAGCUGAGGGGAAAAGAUUAAAUGAUAUUGCUAACUCUGA
Messenger RNA from Epinephelus fuscoguttatus (brown-marbled grouper), 7479 nucleotides. It is a transcript of the gene rc3h1b, whose product is annotated as ring finger and CCCH-type domains 1b. Bases 317 to 3748 code for a protein of 1143 amino acids. The transcript is spliced from 20 exons. The record is from RefSeq and is a predicted model, not a curated record. NCBI's taxonomy places the organism in Eukaryota, Metazoa, Chordata, Actinopteri, Perciformes, Serranidae. Gene Ontology annotation, molecular function: metal ion binding.